Molecule: messenger RNA, 2226 nt
Organism: Colletotrichum higginsianum IMI 349063
Lineage: Eukaryota; Fungi; Ascomycota; Sordariomycetes; Glomerellales; Glomerellaceae
Product: Fungal specific transcription factor domain-containing protein
Exons: 3
Coding region: 1-2226 (741 amino acids)
Biological process (GO): regulation of DNA-templated transcription; DNA-templated transcription
Molecular function (GO): zinc ion binding; DNA-binding transcription factor activity, RNA polymerase II-specific; DNA binding
Source: RefSeq, a predicted model, not a curated record
AUGUCAGCAGUAGGGCGCACUAGGGCGUCAACGACGGCGGACCUGACGUCGAGGAAAGGGAGAACCAGUAUGGCGCCCCCUCCGAUGCUCGGCCAUGGGAGAGCCUGCGUGACCUGUCAUCAGAGGAAAGUCCGUUGCGACAUCCUGAUAAGAGGCACGCCAUGCUCCAAGUGCCAGGCAAACGACGUAUCCGACUGUCGGAUCUUUGAGAAGAAGAAGACCAGAUCAUCCUCGGCCAGGGCGUCCCAGAGCCCCCAUGUCCCGCUGCAGCCCCGGACAACAUCCGACUCUCGGCCUACGACUACGACGCCCACGGCCUCGAAUGCAGCCAGCCCGUGGAUAACCGUCGCCGGGGAGCCGGGUCCUCGAGCAACCAACGCAGCAACAACAGACUUCACGGCCCAGACUCACUACGCCACCGAGCUGGCAACGCGGAACUUGGCCGACUUUCUCGACGGAGAAGAGACGGGAGUUCAGGAGAUCCUACCCAGCGGCCGCCUCUACUUCAUUGGCACCGAGUUCUCCAACCUCAACUACCUCGUGCGCCAGCGGUCUCACCGGCCAGACCAGAAUGUGUUGCAUUUCGGAAGCCACCCUCUGGCACCAAGAAUGUCAUCGGUGCCCCCGGAGGCCCUCGAACUACCCACCAAGGCCUUGGCGGAUGACCUUGUUCAGGCCUACUUCGUUCACGUGAACCGAGGCUUCCCCAUCGUCGACGAAGACUACUUCAUGAAGAAGUACAACAACGUCGAGAUCAGUUCGGACACAGUGCGGCCCAGGCCGCUGUCUCUUCUCCUACUGAACUCCAUCCUGCUCGUCGGGGCACACGUCCUCUCUCCUCAACGCGAAGACCUGAAAGCGCUGAAGCCGGUUUUCUUCAAGCGGGCGAAGGCCCUGUUCGACUGUCGCUUUGAGCAGCACCGUGAAACGUACCUGCAAGCUGCUCUCCUGCUUACAUGGCAGUGCGAUGAUCUCGAAGACGUUGUUUCCAACUCGUGGCACUGGGUGGGGAGCGCCGCCCGGACGGCCUUUGGGAUGGGCAUGCACCGGGACGUUACGCCGUCCAGUCUGAACAUCAUGGACAAACGCCUGUGGAUGAGGUUGUGGUGGACGCUCUAUCAAUUUGAUGUGCUGGUUUCUAUGGCCCACGGUCGACCCCAAGCAAUCAACUUGGACGAUUCCGACGUCCCAUUGAUCGAAGAACACCAUCUGGAGGAUACACCAGAGGCAGAAGCCACAUUCAUUGUCCAGCACACUCGCUUGUGCAUCAUAUUCGCCAAGGCGAUGAGGAAGCGCGUCGCUCUGCGGUCUUCAGCGGAAGACCGCGCCAAAGCCACCAGAGAAGCCGACACCGCCCUCGCCGAGCUGGUCACGAAUCUGCCGGAGAGGCUCCAGUUGUCCCAGGGCGAGCCAGACAUCUGGCAGUCGACAUUCCACCUCACCUACAACAACUUCCUCAUCCUGCUCCAUCGGCCGUCACCCCGUCCGGUCCCGGACCAGUCUCGCUCCCCUGCCGACGCGGGCACCGACCUGAGCAUCUGCUCCGACGCGGCGGCUACCAUUAGCUCCAUCUUCGAGUCCCUCCGCAAGAGGGACAUGCUCUUCGGCCUGUGGCUGCCCAGCAUCCACGUGCUCUUCACGUCCCUGGUCCACGCAUCGACGCAGAUGCACGCGGGCAACCCGAUCGUGGCGGCCAAGUCCAGACGACAUUGCGAAUCCAUGAUCCAGACACUGCACUCGCUGAAGAGCCAGUGGCUAUAUGCGCAGAGCAUCUUGAAUCUGUUUGAGCCGCGGCGAUUGCGGGGCCGCGGUCACUCUCAGGCAAAUCGUCCGAACGAACCAGUUGGCGAUGUCGGCACUGGUAUGGACCAUGCCGGUCGCCAAAACGCCAGCGCCAGGGUUUCGAUGCCCCCGGACCUGCACCGAUACGAAAAUGGGAACCUCGCCGGCUCGUUGUCCUCGGCCGAGCACACGAGUCGUCCUCUCAGCUCCGGGCCGACGUAUAUGGCGCCCGAGGUGCCGGUCCAGGGGUUUCCGAGGAGCCAGGAAGGGCACCAGUACAUGGGGAUCCUCAACGGCGACGAGUCCCAGGCUGGCCAGUUUUACGGCGCGGACUUCUUGGGAGACGAAUUAGACCUCGGUGACGCGGAUGGGAUGGACAUGCUGCCGCUCCCGUCGGCUUUGGAGUUUUUGUUGGCGGGCGCCGGUAGUCACUUUGACUUUUGA